AUGACGAGACAGAAAAGGGUAAUAGCGGUUAUUGGGGCGACUGGAAACCAGGGUGGCUCUGUUGCUCGUUCGCUAUUGGAUAAUGAAGCCUUUGAAGUGCGAUGUAUCACCAGGGAUGCGUCGUCGCCCCAGGCAGAGGCUCUCACAUCCCUCGGCGCCAAAGUGAUCCAGGCUGACGCUGCACAACGCCCAGAGCUGGAGAAGGCACUUUCAGGAUGCUAUGGGCUGUUUGUGAACUACAGUGUCUAUGGCGCUGAUAUUGGCGAGGCAGAACGCCUGGGGAGAGAGAUAUUUCUUGCAGCGGCCGCAGCGGGGAUCAAACAAGUUGUCUUCAGUUCUGAGCCUCAUCCAGAGAAGCUCACGAGUGGCAGAGUUCCACUCGAUUACUUGGAUGUCAAGGCACGAGUGUAUGAAUGGGUCUACCAGACCCAGAACUUCGACUCUUUCACACCGAUCAUGCCCGGCUGGUUCAUGGAAAACAUGCAGGACUCCCUUAUGCAAACUCUACUCGACGGAUUCCCCGCCAAAAAGGACAACGAUGGAUACUUGACAUGUCGCUCGCCUUUAUGGGGUGGCAAUGAAGAUGUCCCCUGGAUCAGUAUAGGAGAUGACUUUGGGGACAUGGUGCACGGUAUCUUCCUCGAUCCAAUUCGAUGGAAUCAUCGGCCUGUCCAGGCGGUUGCGGAUCCGAUGUCAUUUGGCGAGAUGACUCGCAUUUUCUCACUUGUCACGGGCCAAAAGACACGAUAUAUUCCAUGUGAUCUCUCCGAGGUGGUGUUCGGGGUUAAAUAUGACAAUCUAAAAAAUCAGGAUCCAGCCGCCUUGUUUAGAUAUGCUCAGCUACGACAUGGUGAGUAUUAUGGAAAUGGGCCUACUGAGAACCGAACCGCCAGUCAACUCAAGAAAGCUGCUUUCAAGGCCAAAGGGGGAAAGGGGCGAGAAACCCUUCUCACACUGCAAGAGUAUCUUGAGCGAGAAUUUACCUGA
This is a messenger RNA of Penicillium concentricum, 987 nucleotides long. Its product is annotated as NmrA/HSCARG family protein. The transcript is spliced from 5 exons. Bases 1 to 987 code for a protein of 328 amino acids. Lineage: Eukaryota; Fungi; Ascomycota; Eurotiomycetes; Eurotiales; Aspergillaceae. The record is from RefSeq and is a predicted model, not a curated record.